Diabrotica balteata is the source of this 736-nucleotide messenger RNA. The record is from the annotation of a GenBank genome assembly. Lineage: Eukaryota; Metazoa; Arthropoda; Insecta; Coleoptera; Chrysomelidae.
GUCACUGUCAUGAAUGAUAGCCGGGUCAGAAAUACAGGAAGUGAUUUAAGGUUAGUUUAGAUUGCCAACAAUCAACAAAUUUUUAUACUGUUUUUAGUUUUUAUAUAAUAAAUAGCAAAUAAUUCUUCUACAACAUAUAUAAUCAAGAUGGAGCAAUUUUUUACGUUACCGUUUACAAUUUUGGAAAUACCUCAGAUGAGAAUUAAAAAACCUUCAUGGGUGAAACAACCCUCGGCAAUGACUGUGUUCUCAAUAGUAUUAGUUUCAUAUUUCCUUGUCACAGGAGGAAUAAUUUAUGAUGUGAUAGUUGAGCCUCCCAGUGUUGGAUCAACAACUGAUGAACAUGGACAUUCUAGACCUGUUGCUUUUAUGCCAUAUAGGGUUAAUGGUCAAUACAUAAUGGAAGGCCUGGCUUCAAGUUUUCUAUUCUCAUUGGGAGGAUUAGGAUUUAUUGUACUGGACCAUAUACACACUACAAGUACUCCAAAACUAAACAGACUAUUAUUAACUACUGUUGGCUUUAUUUGUGUCUUGGUUUCAUUUUUUACCACCUGGAUAUUCAUGAGAAUGAAAUUACCUGGAUAUCUUCAGUCAUAAGUAUGCUUUAAUAAAAUGUAUCUAAUUAUCCCAUUUUUGUACCUUGCAAUAAAAGAAAGAUCUGAAAUAUUGAUAUUAUUUGUAGUAUUUUUUGUUCUAUUUGAAGUUUAAAAUUAUUUUAAUACACAAUUUAAAAAAU